This is a messenger RNA of Ipomoea nil (Japanese morning glory), 2427 nucleotides long. Its product is annotated as glycine--tRNA ligase, mitochondrial 1-like. Bases 25 to 2196 code for a protein of 723 amino acids. Lineage: Eukaryota; Viridiplantae; Streptophyta; Magnoliopsida; Solanales; Convolvulaceae. Gene Ontology annotation, cellular component: mitochondrion; cytoplasm. Gene Ontology annotation, biological process: mitochondrial glycyl-tRNA aminoacylation. The record is from RefSeq and is a predicted model, not a curated record. The transcript has 9 exons. Gene Ontology annotation, molecular function: ATP binding; glycine-tRNA ligase activity.
CUGUUUUUUGAUUUCGAUUUUCGCAUGCGUUAUUCAUUUCAUGCUCUCAUCAGCCGCUCCCAGUUUCUGCUCUGCCGUCCCUACUGCGCCAUCUCCACUCGCCGCCUCCUCCAUUCUCCUUCGAUCACUAUGCAACCCGCCGCCGCCGACGAAGACUCGCUUCGCAAAGCUCUCGCAGAAAAACACUCCAGUGUCGAACUCCAAGGAAAGGCAGUCCGUCAAUUGAAGGCGUCAGGCGCUUCCAAGCCUGACAUCGAUGCCGCCGUUCAAGCCUUGAACGCAUUGAAGCUCGAGAAGGCGUCGAUCGAGAGCCAGCUCAAAUCUUCCCUCGCAGGUGCUGCCGGCAGGGAUGCAUACCGUCAGGCCGUCGCCAACACUCUCGAGCGCCGCUUGUUCUACAUCCCCUCUUUCAAGAUAUACGGCGGCGUGACCGGUCUUUAUGACUACGGUCCACCUGGCUGUUCUAUUAAGGCCAAUGUCCUCGCUUUUUGGCGUCAGCACUUUGUUUUGGAGGAGAACAUGCUUGAAAUUGACUGUCCAUGUGUGACACCUGAGGCUGUCUUAAGGGCAUCAGGUCAUGUUGAGAAAUUUACAGAUCUUAUGGUUAAGGAUGUGAAGACUGGAACAUGUUAUCGAGCUGAUCAUUUGCUCAAGGAUUAUUGCAACGAGAAGAUUGAGAAGGACUUGACUAUAUCUUCAGAAAAGGCUGCUGAAUUGAAACAUGUGCUUGCUGUCUUGGAUAAUCUAUCUGCUGAUCAACUUGGUGCAAAAAUCAAGGAAUAUGGUAUCACUGCACCCGAUACCAAGAACCCUCUUUCUGAUCCUUACCCAUUCAAUCUAAUGUUUCAGACUUCAAUUGGUCCUUCUGGCUUGAGCCCUGGCUUUAUGCGUCCUGAAACAGCACAAGGGAUAUUUGUGAAUUUCAAAGAUUUAUAUUAUUACAAUGGGAACAAGCUUCCUUUUGCAGCUGCUCAAAUUGGUCAGGCUUUUAGAAAUGAGAUAUCACCGCGCCAAGGUCUUCUCAGGGUCCGUGAGUUCACUCUAGCAGAAAUUGAGCAUUUUGUUGAUCCUCAGAACAAAUCCCACCCAAAGUUCUCUGAGGUUGCAAAUUUAGAGUUUCUAAUGCUUCCUAGAAAAGAACAAGUAUCUGGGCAAUCUGCAAAAAAAUUUCGGCUGGGUGAAGCAGUUUCUAGAGGAACUGUCAAUAAUGAAACACUUGGAUACUUUGUUGGGAGAGUCUUCCUUUUCUUAACACUACUUGGAAUAGAUAAAGAUCGUUUGAGAUUCAGGCAACACCUUGAAAAUGAGAUGGCCCACUAUGCUGAAGAUUGCUGGGAUGCUGAAAUUGAGUGUUCUUAUGGUUGGAUAGAGUGUGUUGGUAUAGCUGAUAGAUCUGCAUAUGAUUUGCGUGCUCAUUCUGAAAAAAGCGGUGCACCUCUUGUAGCUCAGGAAAAAUUUUCAGAGCCUAGAGAAGUGGAGAAACUUGUUAUAACUCCAGUAAAGAAGGAGCUUGGCUUAGCGUUCAAAGGGAACCAAAAGAUGGUUGCUGAAGCUUUGGAGGCUAUGAAUGAAGAGGUUGCUAUGAAGAUGAAGGCUGAUUUGGAAUCCAAAGGAGAGGUGGAGUUCCAGAUAUGCACUCUUGGGAGAAGUGUCACAAUUAAGAGAAAUAUGGUGUCUAUUUCAAAAGAAAAGAAGAAAGAACACCAGAGAGUGUUCACACCUUCUGUCAUUGAACCCUCUUUUGGAAUUGGGCGGAUCAUAUAUUGUCUUUAUGAGCACUCAUUCUAUACAAGGCCUAGUAAAGCUGGAGAUGAGCAGCUAAAUGUAUUCCGCUUCCCACCCCUUGUUGCACCCAUCAAGUGUACUGUUUUCCCACUGGUUCAGAAUGAACAGUAUGAAGAAGUUGCCAAGUUUAUCUCCAAAUCCCUCACUGCUUCUGGAAUCUCACAUAAGAUUGACAUCACAGGUACUUCAAUAGGGAAGAGGUAUGCGAGAACAGAUGAACUAGGUGUGCCAUUUGCUAUCACGGUUGAUUCAACAUCGUCAGUGACGGUGAGAGAGAGGGAUAGCAAAGAUCAGAUUCGUGUUAGUGCAGAGAAGGUGGCAUCAGUUGUGAAGGAGGUGAGCGAUGGACAGAAAACGUGGGCAGAUAUUCUGCAAAUUUAUCCCAUUCAUUCUUCAGGGUCCGCAGAGUGAGCGAGUUCGUUAUCUCACCAAUUGCGCCUGCAGCCGCACUUUGGAGGAUAACUGUUACAGGGGGGUAUAUGGUCUUUCAUCUGGAUUACUUUUUCCUCUUUUUAACGGAUAUUGUUGAUUAAGAAAUGUUUACACAAGUCUGGAAUGUUACAACUUCAUUAUCAAACCAUUUGAUAUAAUUAUCACAAAACAUAAAGUUUUGGUAUGAAAUUAUUUGUUCUUAAAGGUUUA